UUCAACUUCCUGUUUCAAAGUCCAGCUGAGAGCUGGAGCAGGCAGUCCUGAACAGCUAAAACUGAAAAUGUUGGACAGGAUCUUCUUAGAAUUUCUACUUUUUUAUAUCUGAGUGUUGUGAGAGCGUGUGUGUCCAGACAUGCAGCAGUCACUGGAAGCUCUGGUUCGGUUGCUGGAGUCCUACAGAGGAAGAGAUAAAGUUAUCAGGACAGUCUGUUAUGGCUCUCAACUUGUUGGAGGAGUUCUCACUCGGCGUGCAGGGACAGAUGCUCCCUCACAGCAGCUUGGGAAAAGUCUGCUGCUGUUUUCUGCACAGCUCAGCCACUGCCGGACGGUGCUGAGGCUGUUUGAUGAUCUCGCCAUGCUGGCGUACUCCUACAGCUAUGGGCUUGGAGCUUCGGAGGAGGACACCGGCGUUCGCUGGAUAUCCGUGCUGACCAAUGUGGCGGACCAGCUCUACUACCCCUGUGAACAUAUCGCCUGGGCUGCUGAUGCUGAGCUGAUCAAAGUGAAGUCGGAUAAGUGGUGGUUGUUCAGCACCGUGUUGUGGGGGACCUCACUGCUGCUUGGGAUCCUGAGGUCACUUCGAGUUCUCCUGCUGCUGAAGAAGAAGUUGAAGAAGUAUGAGAGGGAUGGAAGGAACAGCAGACACUCUCAGCUCCGCAGACAGAUGCGAGGAGAGCUGCUCUCCAUCCUCAGCAGUAUGGCUGAUCUCAGCAACGCCGUUCACUGGAUGCCUCCGGGCUUCUUGUGGGCAGGACGCUUCCCCAGCUGGCUGGUGGGGCUUCUGGGCACCACAUCCUCUCUGAUUGGUUUGAUCCAGAUGAACAGCGGUGACAGUGAGCAGUCAGACAGUACAGAGUCGGUUUCAAUCAAAAUGGAAUCGGACAUUUUCCCUGUCGAUCUGACGGCUUCUGCGGCUGUAGACCCUCCUUCUGAUUCGUUGCCAGUUAAUGGAACUUCAAGGCUUGAUGCGAGUUUGAUGACAGCAGCUCUGAUUCGCUCAGAGGGAGAAGAUGUUGAUUGUUUCAACUUGAUUGAGCCUCCCCCAUUAGAUUGGAGAUCAGACUCUUCUAGCGAAGCAGUUUCAGCUGAUGAUCUGGAUGACCCCAGCCUGCCUCCCGCUGCUGACACACUGGACAUAGCAAGUCUUGGAGAAUCAGUUUUGCCAUGUUUGGAAGUGAGAGAUAUUUUGACACCAUUUGAUGCUAACCAACACAUGCUUCUGGAUAAUGUAGCUGACCAAGUCCAGGAUUUGGAGGCCGGAUUUGAAGAGAGCAGUGAAGCAGUUGAGGAGAAGGUGGAGGUGGAGAUGAGGGCUGAUGGCGCAAAGCGAGAGCAAGAAGUGAUGACAUUUAGAGACGUCGAAGAGAGAAUCAGUGAAGAUGAAAUCGAGGUUUCCAACAGAGGAUCAGAUGAUGAGGACCACAGCCGCAUCCACACACUUCUGAGCCACCUUCAGUUAAGGGACAAAGACCUCCAUCCUUGUCAUCAGACACCAACUUACCAUCACUACUCCAGCGUUUCUGAGCAGCAAGCUUAUGCUUCGUCCCUAUUAACAGACGACAGCUGUGAAACCACAGGCCUGCUCUUCUCUGAACACCACCAGAGAGACCUGUUAGGACUGCUGCAGUGUACAGAUAUCACCGCAGCGCCCCAUCCCGCCUGUGUUCCUCACAGAGGCGAGGUGGAUGCCGUAGUGUCAGUUUCAUACAACCAGGAGGACGCUCAGAAGUUCUGGAAGCAAUAUGAGAACAGACGACCGCAGCGACAAAGGGAGGACUCCAUCGCCUCUCUGCCUGAUGACGAGUACCCUGAACCAGUUUGGAUGAAGCUGGGGGAGGAGCCUCCGGAGGAUGAAGCUGCUGCAGAGAAUGAACAGAAUUCUGAUGAUCAGCCCUCAUAUAAAGAUGUACCUGGGCCUUGUGACCCUGAAGACCUGUUGGAUGGAGUCAUAUUUGGUGCAAAGUAUCUGGGCUCCACUCAAAUCAAAUCAGACAGGAACCCUUCGACAAACGCUCGUAUGUCCCAGGCUCAGGAAGCUGUGGACAGAAUUAAGGCUCCAGAGGGAGAGUCUCAGCCAAUGACAGAAGUGGAUCUGUUCAUCUCCACUCAACGAAUUAAAGUGCUGACCGCUGACACACAGGAAGCCAUGAUGGACCACGCUCUACAGAUGAUCUCUUACAUAGCUGAUAUCGGGGAUAUUGUGGUCCUGAUGGCACGAAGAAAGCAAAAAGGGCAGGACGGUGACCCCACCUGUAAAGGCUCCUCUGCAUCAUCAUCAUCUGUGCCUCAGAAGAAGUGCUUGAUGAUCUGUCAUGUCUUCUCCUCUGAGGAUGCUCAGACCAUAGCGCAGGCUAUCGGACAAGCAUUUGGAGUGGCUUACCAGCAGUUCCUUCAGACCAAUGGCAUCAAGGCCAGCGAUCUGAAGCCAGGCGAGUACAGUGACUACCUGGAAAGUCAGGAGCUCUACAACGGAGACCUGGCCCAUUUCUCCGACUCUCAGAACCUUCGAGAUAUAGCCAUCACUAAGGCCCCUGGAGAGAUCCUGGGUUUGGCAGUGGUGGAGUCAGGCUGGGGCUCCAUCCUGCCCACUGUGGUUGUGGCCAACCUCCUUCACGGCGGCCCAGCAGAGCGCUCUGGUGAGCUCAGCAUCGGUGACCGUAUUAUGUCGGUGAACGGCACCAGCUUGGUGGGUCUGCCUAUCACUACCUGCCAGAACAUCAUCCGGGACCUGAGAAGUCAAAAGUAUGUGAAGCUCAGCAUUGUCCACUGCCCUCCCGUAACCAUGGCGAUCAUAAAGAGACCAGAUCCUAAAUUUCAGCUGGGUUUCAGCGUCGAAGAUGGGAUUAUCUGCAGUUUGAUGCGCGGCGGCAUCGCAGAAAGGGGAGGAAUCCGUGUGGGGCACCGAAUCAUUGAAAUCAACGGGCAGAGUGUUGUAGCAACCCCACACGAUAAAAUCAUCCAGAUCCUGACAAAUGCUGUGGGAGAGAUUCACUUGAAGACAAUGCCCGCCUCCACCUAUCGACUCCUAACAGGACAAGAACAGCCGGUGUUUCUCUGACCACCGCCCGCUUCACAAGGACAUAAACGCUGCACAGUGUUCAAACUACACCAGUUGUUGCCAAACUCAAAAAAUAUUAUGCAUAUCGUGUUGCACAGCUUAAUGUCGACUGUUGCCACACCACAAACUGUACUAGUUAUAUAUUUUUAAGAUGUAAAGUACUUUUGAAUAUGAAAGCCCAAUUUGAAACGACAGGGAUAGAUGCCAGCUCUCCACUUAAGUCUAACAUAUAUUUACAAUGUUUAACAUUUUAUGCAUUAGUUUCUGACCUCACUAACUCAGAAGUUAGGUAUUGGUGUGUUGUAUCAAGAAUGGUGAACUUCAUUAGUCUUCCAGUCUGGCUUGUGCUCCCAGUGUGCCUGAGGUAAACGGGUUGGAAGAGGUUACUGUUCUGAAUCAGGAAAAAAAACAAUCUGUUUUUAUUGUGAUGCUCUUCCUGUUCAUUACAUACAUAUCAACUAAUGUCUGCUACUAGCUUCAGAGUGCUCUGAUCCAUUUAUGCAUUGUCACUGGCUGUGCCUGAUGUAAACCAGAUUGCUGUAUUUACAGAUAAAGAUGACUGCCUUUUGUGAUAGAGAUGUGCUUAUAUUUUUAAGUAUACGCUGAUGCCAGUGUUCAUUAAAAUGAGCUGCGAAAAAUUUCUCAUGGUUUUUAUUUAUUGGGAUGCAGUGGUUGAUAUAAUAUAUAAAAGUUUUGAUACAGCAUUGCUUUUUUGUUGUUGGUAAGAAAAAUAAUUCAAUAUUUUAAAAGCAAGUUACAUUCUCAAUGCAG
Messenger RNA from Menidia menidia (Atlantic silverside), 3835 nucleotides. The record is from the annotation of a GenBank genome assembly. NCBI's taxonomy places the organism in Eukaryota, Metazoa, Chordata, Actinopteri, Atheriniformes, Atherinopsidae.